Molecule: messenger RNA, 2373 nt
Organism: Zophobas morio
Lineage: Eukaryota; Metazoa; Arthropoda; Insecta; Coleoptera; Tenebrionidae
Product: cleavage and polyadenylation specificity factor subunit 3-like
Exons: 23
Coding region: 166-2343 (725 amino acids)
Biological process (GO): mRNA 3'-end processing by stem-loop binding and cleavage
Cellular component (GO): mRNA cleavage and polyadenylation specificity factor complex
Molecular function (GO): RNA binding; 5'-3' RNA exonuclease activity; RNA endonuclease activity
Source: RefSeq, a predicted model, not a curated record
GUCGUGUGCCCCUUUUGCUAUGGCUAAGAACUCCAACUUACUUCGGUUUUGAAAAAAGGUAUUACGUUCUCAAACAGGAUUUGAACCACUCUAACUGCUUAACAAACUAUAAAGUCUAUUUGGGAAGUUGCAUUACUAACUAAUCUUGUCGCUGAUGAUAAUAUUAUGACUACAAAAAGAAGACAAGCUACUGUAAAUAGAGAUUAUACCCCCUCUAAUACUGAUGAUCUUAUGAUAAUAAAGCCGCUUGGUGCCGGACAAGAAGUUGGCCGGUCGUGCCAUAUUUUAUCUUAUAAAAAAAAGACCAUCAUGUUAGACUGUGGAAUCCACCCUGGUUUAACUGGUUUUGCCGCUCUACCGUUCUUUGAUGCUUGUGAUCCCGCUGAAAUUGAUCUUCUUUUGAUCAGCCACUUUCAUCUGGACCAUAUAGCUUCUCUCCCUUAUUUUAUGGAAAAGACAAAUUUCAAAGGAAGAGUGUUUAUGACGCACCCUACUAAAGCAAUUUUUAAGUCCCUUCUGAGUGAUUUUGUAAAACUAAGUAAAAUUUCUACGGAAGAUAUGCUUUUUGAUGAACAUGACUUGGACAAUUGCAUGGAAAGAAUUGAAACAAUGAAUUUUCACCAACAAAUUGAAGUCAACGGAAUCAAGUUUAUUCCUUUUAAUGCUGGACAUGUUUUAGGAGCUGCCUUGUUAGAAAUUGAAAUCGCUGGAGUGCGGAUCCUUUAUACUGGAGACUACAGUCGGGAGGAUGACAGGCACCUCAUGGCUGCUGAAAUCCCGCCCUGCAGGCCGGACGUACUCAUCAUCGAAUCCACUUACGGCACAGAAGUGCACGAGCCCUCGGAAGAGCGAGAGCAUCGUUUUACUUCCACUGUCGAUGAAAUCGUGUCUCGUGGCGGGCGCUGCCUGAUUCCUGUUCUUGCGCUCGGCCGGGCACAGGAGCUUCUUCUGAUAAUUGACGAGUACUGGGAGGUGAAUCCCCGCCUCCAAUCCAUCCCGAUCUAUUACGCGUCUUCUCUAGCCAAUCAGUGCAUGAGCGUGUACCAAACUUACAUUCACAUGAUGAACAGAAGAAUUCAAGAGCAAUUUUCCGUUUCUGAAGAAAACCCGUUUUAUUUCAAACAUAUCAAAAGUUUGAAAAGUCUCCAGCAUUUCAACGAUAGCGGUCCCGCGGUCUUCUUUGCCAGCCCUGGCAUGCUUCAGAGCGGUACAUCGCGCAAGUUGUUUGAUCGUUGGUGUUCGAACCCGAAGAACGGCUGUGUUAUCUGCGGCUACUGCGUGGAAGGGACACUGGCCAAAAAACUUAUCCAAGUCGGUAAUGUCACCGAAAUAACAACUUUUGAGGAAGGAAUGAAGAAGCCGUUGAAGAUGAGUAUAACGGAAAUCUCGUUUUCUGCACAUGCAGACUACGUGCAAACCAGCACAUUCAUCGAGGCCCUGCUCCCGCCUCACAUCGUUCUUGUGCACGGGGAAGCGAGCAUGAUGGCUAAACUCCGCGCGGCUUUAGAAAAGACCUAUGGCGACCGCGAAGACGUUUCAACCACCAUUUACACGCCAAGAAACACAGAAGCCGUCGAGUUAUAUUUCAGAGGCGAAAAGAAAGUGAAGGUUCUGGGGACGCUUGCUCAGUUCGAACCGAGCAAUGAUACCAAUGUUAGCGGAAUUUUGGUAAAAAAGAAGUUUAAUUAUCUACUACUCGACUCUGAAGACUUGGCGGAGUAUGCUGGGCUUCCUGUGACGACCAUCACGCAACGGCAAGUUGUCGAAUACCACUUUCCCUUUUCUGUGCUAAAGAUCUACCUCGCCGCAAUGUUCACUGACUUAAAGUUUAAUAUUGUGAGCGACGACGCAAGAGAGUCUAUACAGGUCUUUGACGCAGUCACCAUUAUAAAAGAGAGCGAGUCUAUGUUAGCACUGGAGUGGCCUGCGAAUACCGUUAACGAUAUGAUAGCGGACGCCGUCGUUGCUUCCAUAAUACAGAUUGAGUUAAAUCCUUCCACAGCUAAAAUGAUUGGUAGCAGUUGCAGCCAUACACAUCGUGCUGUUCCCUCCAAAACACAGGCCCCUCUUCUUCACAGCACGUGCGUAGUUGAGAGUGACGAUGCCCGCCGGGAUAAAGAAAGACUGCGGCGGUCUCUCUUGCUGCUUCUCGAAAGUCAGUACGAGUGUGUCUCAGUGGGAAAGAAAGAAGGUACUGCCGCGGACGUCAUACAUGUGGACACAGGAACUGCAAAAGCAGUAGUAUUCCUUGAAACUUUGGAUGUUGAAUGCGAUGAUCAAAACUUGGCGAGGCUCAUUAAAAACCUCUGCACUAACGUAGUGACUAGUGUAAAUCUAUUGUAACUGUGAUGACUAAAACGCGGAAGAAAGCGU